Molecule: messenger RNA, 1485 nt
Organism: Contarinia nasturtii (swede midge)
Lineage: Eukaryota; Metazoa; Arthropoda; Insecta; Diptera; Cecidomyiidae
Product: dynein beta chain, ciliary-like
Exons: 5
Biological process (GO): microtubule-based movement
Cellular component (GO): dynein complex
Molecular function (GO): dynein intermediate chain binding; dynein light intermediate chain binding; minus-end-directed microtubule motor activity
Source: RefSeq, a predicted model, not a curated record
AUGUUUGGAGAAAUACUGAACGUACAAUAUGUUGCUUGUAUGAAUCCCACCUCAGGAAGCUUCACGAUAAAUCCUCGUCUGCAACGACAUUUUUCUGUAUUUGCUGUAAAUUUUCCAAACACAGAAUCCUUAACAAUGAUAUAUCAUUCCAUUCUUACAUCGCAUUUUGUAAAUGCUGAACAAAAGUUUAAUCCAAAUGUAACAAAAAUAGGAGCUAAUAUAGUCACUGCUUCGCUUGCGCUUCAUAACAAAGUCACGCAAAUAUUUCUGCCAACUGCUGUCAAAUUCCAUUAUAUAUUCAAUUUGAGGGAUCUUAGCAAUAUUUUUCAAGGAUUACUUUUUAGCACAAGUGAUUGUUUGGCAACCCCUGUCGAUAUAAUUCGCUUAUGGUUACAUGAAAGUCAUCGCGUUUAUGGCGAUAAAUUAACGGAUGAAAAAGAUAUUGACACUUUCACAAAAAUGCAAACAGAUAUUGUGAAAAAGUCAUUUGAAGAUAUUGAUGAAUCGAUUGUAUUUGAAAAGCCAAACAUAUAUUCUCACUUUGCGAACGGUAUUGGUGAGCCCAAAUAUAUGCCAAACAAAGAUUGGCAAUCUUUGACGAAGUUAUUGCUCGAAGCCCAAAAUUCUUACAAUGAUUUGGUCGCCGCGAUGAAUCUUGUACUCUUUGAAGAUGCAAUGAUGCAUAUUUGUCGCAUUAAUCGUAUUCUGGAAUUACCGCGAGGAAGUGCAUUACUAGUGGGUGUAGGGGGAUCGGGAAAACAAUCGUUGGCUCGUUUGGCCGCAUUUAUAUCCGGACUUGAAGUGACUCAAAUUCAAUUAAAAAAGGGAUAUAGUGUGGCCGAUCUAAAAAAUGAAUUGUCAGGAUUGUAUUUGAAAGCCGGUUUAAAAAACGUUGGCAUUUUAUUUCUAAUGACUGAUGCACAAAUACCAAAUGAACAAUUUCUUGUAAUGAUAAAUGACUUGCUUGCGAAUGGUGAAAUACCGGAUUUAUUUCCAGAUGAUGAAAUUGAAAACAUUAUUGCAGGUGUUCGUAACGAAGUCAAGGAACACAUGAUUGGUCAUUUAUUUGCAGACGAUUUCCAAGCGCACAUUGAAGUAGAUUUUGAUAAAAUUAAUGACGAUCAUCUCCACACUCGUCACAUCAUGCCAAACUAUGUAAAACGCGACGUUGCUACUUCAUUAAUCGAUCCCAUAUUAAGUUAUGGUGAUGUGAUCACAUAUGGUUGGGGAGCUCAUGGCUCUGCCAAUCAACAAAAUCGUAUCUUAAUAGCUGAUAAACUUCGUUAUAUUUUCGGCUUGAAACGAAGUGAUCAUAUCAGUGAAUAUCGUAAACGAAUAAAUGGGCUCACUCCUGAGUCUAAGGCUAAAUUAAAAUCUGCCAUACUCAUUCUUAAGCAACUUAAAUUCCGCUCACCUUCCUAUUUAAAUGAUAUGUUUGUGUUGAAUGAGAAUUCGAGACGUUCAGACGGUCAACUAUGUGUUCAA